AUGGAGAGUAAUACUACUCAGAAGCUGAAAAACAAAAAGUAUGGCAACAAGAAACGAGGACCAACUCGUCCACAAUAUUCAAAAGACAAGAAAUUAAACUCCAAACUACAAAGACUCGAAGAACAAUACAAAGAUGCAAUAAAGUCAAAAGCAGGAACCGAUUAUCUUCUUCAAGAAGAAGCUGGGUUUUUAGAAGCCGAUGGUCCUAUGGAAAAAACAUUCAAAAUCAAACAAGAUGAAAUAGUUAAAGAAGUGGAUGCAAGUAUGGCCAAUAAAAAGUUUGAGUUAAAAUUACCAGAAUUUGGACCUUACCAAAUAGAUUUUACAAGAAAUGGUAGAGAUCUACUAUUGGGAGGCAAAAAGGGUCAUGUGGCAUCAAUCGAUUGGAGAACUGGAACUCUAGGUUGUGAACUACAUUUGAAUGAAACAGUCAAUGCAGUGAAAUAUUUGCAUAAUGACCAAUACUUCGCGGUUGCCCAAAAGAAGUAUACUUUCAUCUAUGAUAAGGAAGGAACUGAGAUUCAUAGACUAAAACAACAUAUAGAAGCAACUUUAUUAGAUUUUUUGGCAUAUCAUUUCUUAUUAGUGAGUGCAGGUAAUACUGGAUUUUUAAAAUACACAGAUGUUUCCACAGGUCAAUUGGUUAGUGAAAUAAGGACGAAAUUGGGCCCAACACUUGCAAUGAAACAAAAUCCAUGGAAUGCGGUAAUGCAUUUAGGUCAUGGGAAUGGUCAAAUAACAUUAUGGGCCCCAAAUAAUCCAGAACCAUUAGUCAAAUUACAAUCUUCACGAGGACCAAUACGAGAUUUGGCUAUUGAUAGAGAAGGUAAAUACAUGGCCGUAGCUGGUGCUGACAAAACAUUAAAAAUCUGGGAUAUACGAAAGUUUAAAGAAGUAGAUCAAUAUUAUACACAAACUCCAGCAACUUCAUUAGACAUAUCGGAUAGUGGUUUAUUAUCAGUAGGAUGGGGACCACACGUUACAAUAUGGAAAAACAUGUUUAAAGGAAAUCAUCAAGCUGACCCAUAUAUGAAUCAUUUAAUACCAGGGUCGAAAGUGGAUAAAGUUAAAUUUGCUCCAUUUGAAGAUAUAUUAGGAGUUGGUCAUCAAGAAGGAUAUAGUUCAAUAAUUGUUCCUGGUGCCGGUGAAGCUAAUUACGAUGCAUUAGAAUUGAAUCCAUUUGAAACUACAAAACAAAGACAAGAACAAGAAGUUAAAUCAUUGCUUAAUAAACUUCCUUCAGAUACUAUCACAUUGGAUCCAAAUGUUAUUGGUACUGUUGACAAGCGUGCAAAAUCAAUACGAUUAAAACCUGGUGAAAUUAAUACUUUAGGAGAUCUGGAAUCAAGUAAUAAUAAGAUGGAACUUCGACCUGAUGUUAAAAGUAAAAACUCAGCAUUGCGUAAACAUUUGAGAAGGAAAAGAGAAAAUGUAAUUGAUCAAAGAAAAUUGAGAAUUGAAAAGAAUUUGAGGAACGAAAAAGAAGCAAGAGCAAGACGAGCAGCUUUGGCUCAAGGAAUACCAGAGGAGUCGGAUGCGUUAGAUUCUGCAUUAUCAAGAUUCAAAUAG
Messenger RNA from Lodderomyces pseudojiufengensis, 1569 nucleotides. RefSeq lists its product as uncharacterized. The coding region runs from base 1 to 1569 and encodes 522 amino acids. The transcript has a single exon. The record is from RefSeq and is a predicted model, not a curated record. Gene Ontology annotation, biological process: maturation of SSU-rRNA from tricistronic rRNA transcript (SSU-rRNA, 5.8S rRNA, LSU-rRNA). NCBI's taxonomy places the organism in Eukaryota, Fungi, Ascomycota, Pichiomycetes, Serinales, Debaryomycetaceae. Gene Ontology annotation, cellular component: nucleolus; 90S preribosome; small-subunit processome. Gene Ontology annotation, molecular function: protein binding.